AUGGCCUUUGGCCGCUCAAGCCGCUCGAGAAGACCGUCUUCUCCAACUCCCCCACCGAAACCACCACGUCCGAAUCGGCCAGAGAGUGCAUCGAGGAUACCAAACAACCAUGGCCGUCCACCAUAUGCUUUACCAGCCGGAGCAUGCUCAGUCAAUACAUUUCAUACUGCGCCGGCAUUUGCCUAUCCUCACAAUGUAGCUGUGUCUAUGGCUCACCUACCGCCCCAGCCAGCACCUCAAUCGCCAUAUUCGUAUCCAGGUCCCGCGGCAAGCAGUCUGUCACUAUACCCCUCGGGUCCAGCACCAAAGCCUUCGAAGUGGAAGUCAUGUACGAAUUUAAACCAGUCGAUGACCCAUUUGGUGUCGCAUACAGUCGAAAAGACCAAUGCCACCAUUCUAGACCUCCAGAAACUGGUAAACCAGAGUCUGGGCGGUGGUGCCAACGUCAAUGAGGCUACGUCGCGGUUGUUAGAUCAAGUCAUCACCUCGAUUGACCUUGGUUCCUUCUGUGGAAGAGAAAGUGAACUCAUCGCUGCAUGUACUGUUCCAUCCAAGUCGGAUGAGAAGAAAGACCGCCGGUCAGGGAAGAAACCGACCAAGUCCGUGGAUUAUUUCUCCAAGGUGUACCUCUACGCCAAUUCGCGGUUACCGCCUCAUCUACCGCCGCUGAGAUUCUAUCCUCCAACAUACCCCCUCCUCCAACUUGCCGCCAAGUACUCGCGUCGAGUAUACGACAAACCAUCAGGACACGAACGACAUUCAUACGUGGACUCUGAUUGGCGACAAGGCACCAAAGCCAUGGUGGUCAAAUCGCUACCAAUCGACGACAUGAACACGAUCGUCUUCGCCAUCCGAGGUACGCAGAGUUUCUUAGACUGGGCCGUGAACGUGAAGACCGCACCGACCUCCCCCGCCGGGUUUUUAGACGAUCCAUCCAACAGCUGCCACUCCGGCUUCCUAUCUGUAGCCCGCAAGAUGGUCGCAGCCGUUGCAGCCCGGCUACGCAGUCUUCUCGAAGAAGAUCCCAGUCGAAUGUCCUAUUCUCUAGUCUUCACUGGCCACUCAGCAGGAGGUGCCGUCGCCAGCCUGCUAUACCUACAUCUCCUUUCCGAGUCGCCAGCCGUACAAUCUGAACUUACGCAUCUUCGCGGUUGCUUCAAACACAUCCACUGUGUGACAUUUGGUGCGCCUCCCAUCUCUCUUCGUCCGCUACAGGCCUCUCCCACGGCUCAGAAAUCAAAAUCUGUAUUCUUUGCAUUCAUCAACGAGGGUGACCCGGUAUCGCGUGCUGACAAGGGCUAUUUCCUGUCAUUGCUCGACUUGUAUGUCUCACCAGCACCGGGGUCGUUACUCACCUUGUACGAUCGGAAACGUAAAUCCGCUCCUAGGUAUUGGAGAACUCCCUCGUCUCAUCUGUCACUCGCGGGCCGGCUUAUUCUUCUGCGUCCGCGAGAUCAACUCAGUGGUCGGCCCGUGAUUGUUGCACCACCUAAUCAGGGUGGUCAUCCUGCCCUGCCGCCAUGGGAAAAUGUGGAUGCUUGCGGUAUCACAGAGCCUCAGCUGCGAGGUGUGGUAUUCGGUGAUCCUGUCAUGCAUUUUAUGGAUCUAUAUGCUCAUCGCAUCGAUGCUCUGGCCAGAGCCGCUUCGGGCAAAUGA
Penicillium bovifimosum is the source of this 1656-nucleotide messenger RNA. RefSeq names its product lipase family protein. NCBI's taxonomy places the organism in Eukaryota, Fungi, Ascomycota, Eurotiomycetes, Eurotiales, Aspergillaceae. Gene Ontology annotation, biological process: lipid metabolic process. The transcript has 3 exons. The coding region runs from base 1 to 1656 and encodes 551 amino acids. The record is from RefSeq and is a predicted model, not a curated record.